This is a messenger RNA of Bursaphelenchus xylophilus (pine wood nematode), 1602 nucleotides long. The record is from the annotation of a GenBank genome assembly. Lineage: Eukaryota; Metazoa; Nematoda; Chromadorea; Rhabditida; Aphelenchoididae.
AUGGAAAAUUGGUCUGAUGUUUGGUACCUUUAUGCAUAUCCACCAUCGGAUAGGCUAAACCAUGCCUUGGUAGAUGGUUCCAUAGACCGAGUCUUUACUACUCCGGUCCUUCGUCAUGAACAGCUGCUCACGGAAAGUGUUUCGGAAUCUACUAGCCUUUUAAAGAACCAGGAAGCGGAAGAUCUGCAUAUUACUGAAGAUAAAGACGGUUUGAAGUGUUUGAUUGUAAGUUUUUGACAUUUCUUGUUGUAUUUUUAGAAAGCAGGGAGAAUGCGGAGAGCGUUUAAUCUUACAACUCAGUUACUUGUAAAGAUGGGGCAUGUCCCCAACGCACCCAUUAGAAGAGCGGCUUGUUCUGUGGAGUCUUUAGAGGUAAGAACGAUUCGGGUAUCACUUUUUUAGAUUUGGAAUUGCAGAUUCCAACUUUUGAUAGCUCUGGAGAUGCAAGACGUUUUAAAGGAAGAAGCUGCUGCUUUCAACGAACUUGAUGCUCCUGAUCUUUAUUUUGAGUUUAGAUCCCAGUUUCGGCGACUGGAUUAUAGAGGCAGUGUCAUUCCUUUUCAAUUUCGUCUUAUUCAUGCUGAGAUUCCGCGAUUUUCUGCACAGUAUGAGCAUUCUCUUAGCCGCCUAGCCAAUCUUGAAAAUGAUGCCAGACAAGUUUUUGAAAGCAUGAAUAACGACGCUCAUAAGGCUGUCUGGAAGAGAAGGUUGGAAGCUGUGAGGCUUACUCAAGCGCGAGUGGUCUAUCACAUGAAGGUAAAAGGCUUUAGCCGUACAGGAAACCUGCCAAGUGCAAUGCUCGGAUUUUCUUUAAACUUUGCACAUCGAGAAUGUCCCGUACAGUAGAAAAUAGGUAUGAAACCUUUCGUGCCGAAAUUCGCCAAAAAAUUAUCGCAUUCUUGCGACCUUCGGUCCAAAAAUCUCGUCGUUUCAGCAAAGUACGAGCUAGGAGUCUUGCAUAUAUAUCGUAAUAAAAAAAAAUUCUAAAUUUGUGCCAAGUUUUGUAAAAAUCUGAGCGGCGCGAGUACUUCCACUGUUAGCUAAUUACUUUAGGACCAUAUAAGUUCCAUCACUAUCUACGAGGAAUUGUUGGAGAAGACGGAAGAUGUAGAUAAGAAGAAACUAAUAAUGGAUCAAUUACUUAGAAUAACAAUGGCUUUAGGGCAUUUCAAGUUUCUCGAAUCAUUAAUCAACUCAAAGAUCGGUGAUCAAGUACACAAAAGGUAGUAGUAUUUCUGCUUCUGUAGUUCUUUAAUUUCAGAACAAUGUGGGCUGUUUUUGGGGCAAAUUAUCAAAAAGCAUUGGACCUAUUGAAUCAAAGUUCGGCUGAUUCUACUGAGGUAGGGGAAGAUUUAUUUGACACUGGCUUGUUUUUAGACGUGUAAUAACAAGGCCAUAUGCUAUUUAUAUACUGGAAGAGUCAAGGAGGCGGUCGAAAUAUUGUUGGCUCAUCGUCGGGCCCCAGUGCCUCUGAUGAAAAACUUGUACACGAUCGGUGAUCUGGCCUCGACAAACAGUGCUGAUAUACGGUCUCAACAUUUUUCAAAACAUUGCGCUUCACUUGCAGACCUGUAUGAUCCUGCACAAUUACGAGUUUUAUGA